GAACAGCUGUGACGGCUUUUAACGGAAACUUUAAUAUUUGUGUUUCUGCCGUUAAAGAAACUCUCGUCGUGUUUCCGGUUCGGACAGAUGUUUGUUUUCCCUCUGAGUCAUCGACACAAACUGACGUCAUUUAACCCGGUGUGUAUCAGUGGGUUUCCAUGGAGACCGAGGAUUAACUAACCCAACCUGGCUAACGUUAGCAAAGCCUGUCCAGCGGUCUGCUCCAGAGAUGGAGGAGCAGAGGGAGACAGGAGGAGGUGCAGAGUCCCAGGAGAAAGGAGGAGGUAUCAGGUGCAUAACGGAGGAGUUGUUAUUGAAGCUGACAGGCUGUCAGUCUCUGUCUCUGGUUCGUUCCCUCAAUCUGUCCUCAGCUGGAGACAAACAGAUCAAGUUCAUAGAGAACCUCCACGGCUGUCAGCGUCUGCAGGUUUUAAACCUGAACAAUAACCUGAUCCAGAGGAUGGAGAGACUGAGCGCUUUGACUCAGCUCAGAGAGCUGCAGCUGGCACACAACAACAUCCAGAGGAUCGAGGGACUGGAGCUCAUGUCCAGUCUGCAGUAUCUGAACCUGUCCCACAACAGGAUUGACCACGUUCCUGCGUGGCUCGGGAAGAAACUGCACUCACUGCACACACUCCACCUGCAGCACAACCUCAUCACCUCUCUGUACGAGGUGUCCAGACUGCGUUCUCUGAGCAGCAUAUCAGAGCUGUCUGUGUCAGGAAACCCCGCCUCCUCGCUGCCACACUCCCGCCUCUUCCUGCUCUACCACGUCAGGACUCUGGACAGGCUGGACGACCUGCUGGUCACCCAGGAGGAGAGAGGACACGCCCACCAACGGUUCAGCACCGAGGAGCUGGAGCGUCUGCAGCGGGAGAUGGACAGCAGCCAAUCAGAGCUGCAGGCUGCAGUGACUCGACUCCACCAGCAGGAGGAGACAAACCGAACACUGACGGCUCGCACGGAAACACAACGACAGCAACACACACUGCUGGAGGAAGAGCUACACACCAAGAGUCAGCUGUUGGAGAAGACGACAGUUGAGUUGACCCGAGCCUUUCACAGACUGUAUGAGCUGGAGCAGGAGCUGGCUUUCUACAAGAUCGACACCAAACUGAGUCCCCUGCCCGCCUGCAGCCUGCAGGAAGUGGACUCUGUGGACUCUGUGGCUGAGAGUCCGUACAUCGGCAAGGCUCGACACGUCAGGAACAUCAUCACCUCCACCCCCCGAAACUCCUCCUCCUUCUCCUCCUCCCUGCAGACCCACGAGGGUUCAGACGUUCACACUGACAUGGAGACAUCACGCCCCCUGCUGGAGGACUGCAGGACAGAGCAGAGUAAAGAUGAGGAUGAGCUCCUGCAGUGGGCCCAUCAGACCGAGCAGCAGCCAGCAGCAGAACACCCUGAGCCUGAGCCAACCACAGCACACAGACAGCAGGAGGCGCUGUGUCGUCUCCUCAGUAAGCUGUCUGUCCUGGAGCAGCUGAGAGACGAAGCUGACGAGACACGAAGACAGAUGGACAGACAGACAGAUGAGAGCAGGAGGACAGAGAGAGAGACAGUAGAGCUGGAGACACAGCUGCUGACACUGGACACCACAGACCCUCAACAUGACAGCAUGCAGCUGUAA
Molecule: messenger RNA, 1630 nt
Organism: Epinephelus moara (kelp grouper)
Lineage: Eukaryota; Metazoa; Chordata; Actinopteri; Perciformes; Serranidae
Product: centriolin-like
Exons: 12
Coding region: 230-1630 (466 amino acids)
Molecular function (GO): protein binding
Source: RefSeq, a predicted model, not a curated record